Papaver somniferum (opium poppy) is the source of this 782-nucleotide messenger RNA. Its product is annotated as cysteine-rich and transmembrane domain-containing protein WIH2. The record is from RefSeq and is a predicted model, not a curated record. Bases 111 to 416 code for a protein of 101 amino acids. Lineage: Eukaryota; Viridiplantae; Streptophyta; Magnoliopsida; Ranunculales; Papaveraceae. The transcript has 3 exons.
CUCACUAAACUUCCCUCUCCCUAUAAAAAAAAUAAAUCUCCCCACCAUUGUUUUAGUCUCAUUCGCUCUGAUCACUUUCUUUCUCUAUCGUUUUCAACUGCAAAACAAACAUGAGUUAUUACGGUAACCAAAACCCUCCCGUCGGUGUUCCUCCUCCUCAAGGUUAUCCACCAGAAGGUUAUGCUAAAGACGGUGCUUAUCCUCCUCCAGGAUAUCCACCACAAGGUUACCCUCAACAAGGUUAUCCUCAACAAGGUUAUCCUCCACAAGGUUAUCCACCACAAGGUUAUCCUCCACAACAAGGUUACCCUCAACAAGGAUAUCCUCCUCAACAACCUCAAAAACAAUCCGGUGGUUUCAUGGAAGGAUGUUUGGCUGCUCUCUGCUGUUGUUGUCUGUUGGAUGCUUGCUUUUAAGUCACGAUGAUGAUGAUGAAGACGGAAGGAAGAGGAAUACUUAACAGUGUUGCAAUUUGAUUUGGAUGGGAAAUACAUAUACAAUGAACCUAAUAAUUCUUCGUUCAGUUUACUCUUUUUCAUUAUCCCUUGUGACAGAAUUGAGUCUUUCAUUUUACUGAAAGCUGCUAGAGAAUUACUAUUUCUUUGUCCCUUUAUUAUUAUUAGAUAGAAAUUUUAAGAUGAACAUACUCCUCCCUUUGUGUUGUGGAGGAUGGGAUUCGGCAUUGUGAAAAGUAGGUUUGUGUGUGAAGUUUUAUAUAUGGUCUUCCAUCUUCAGUUUGUUUACGUGCUUUAAUUGUGAGAUCUUUUGCCCACGUCAAGAAA